Messenger RNA from Cylicocyclus nassatus, 2582 nucleotides. Lineage: Eukaryota; Metazoa; Nematoda; Chromadorea; Rhabditida; Strongylidae. The record is from the annotation of a GenBank genome assembly.
AGGUGAUGGCUUCGUCAACCUCUACUCCGCAAUCUAUCAAGACUGUUUUGAAAAACUUAAAAACCAUUAAACGGAUGGCUUUUGACAUAGGGCAAUCUGUUGUCAAGAUUGCCUACACCGCCACAGUAGCAAGGAGGAGAACGACAAAGGAAAGGAAGUUGAUACAUGAUGCCAAACAUGCGCUGCGACUGUAUUGCAUCCAAGUCAGGCUCGAUGAUUUUGAAGCAGUGCUCUCAUAUAUAGCCGAGAACGGGCGUAUCUCAACCAACAAGGCGACUUUCGCAAGCACCUCUUCAACGCAUCACUUGGAGCAGAUGAUCAUUGAUAAACUUGGACUCGAGCUCCAUAAAGUUAAAGAGAUGGAUUGUCUGGUACGUGGAACUAACUUUUUGUUACGAAACAUCGAAGCCGAGUCUUUUACAUAUGACCAUCAUAACGAACAAUGUCGUUAUUAUUUUGAAACUAUUCGCCCAUCUAUGAUAUGUCCGUACCUACUUGUCAAUGUUGGCACGGGUGUUUCCGUUUUUCGGGUCGAUAGUGAUUGUAAAUAUGAAAGAGUUGGAGGCUCUUCAUUGGGGGGAGGCUGCUUUUUUGGCCUGGGAAAUCUCCUAACCUCCGAAGUAGACUUGGACGAAAUGAUGCGCAUGGCCGAGGAGGGUGAUCAUCGACAGUUUGAUAUUUUGGUAUCAGACAUAUACGGCGGAAAGUAUACAAAUAUGGGACUCAGCGGUGAUCUUAUCGCUGGAUCUUUUGGUAAAUGUGCCAGGAAAUGUCUCGCAGAUGAUUUGAAAAAUUGCCCAGACUACAAGAAUAACGUGAUGCGAAGCCUUUUGCUCAUGAUCAGUAAUAGUAUUGGUCAGUUCGCUUUCCUUUAUGCUCAAAGAGAGAAAACCAAUAGGAUUUACUUCGACGGGUUCCUCAUCAGGAAUCAUGCUAUCAUAAUGCGGACUAUAUCGUAUGCAAUCGACUUUUGGAGUGAAGGGACCCAGCAAGCGCAUUUUCUGCGACAUGAAGGCUAUACCUCAGCAAUUGGAGCAUACCUCAGCGGCGCUUCUUUCGUUGAUCUUUCGCAAGCCGGAUUCGGAGCUGGAUACGAAGCUGAACGUCUUUCAUGGCGUGAGUAUUACUCAGGGUGUUCUGAACUUGGCAGAUUUGUUCCAACUGCUCCGCUGUCUAUGGGAUUCACGGCUGGUGUGCUUGAACUCGAAUGUGCGGAGAUUAUAUUGAGGCCGUUUCCUCUUCUAGCUGAAAAUUUGAAGGUGUACAAACCUGAUGUGGCUGACCUCAAUUUAGAUGGCGAAGCAAGGGAGUUUUGGCUCAGAACAUUCGAGAAAAGUGUCGACAGCGUGACCAAGAAAGCUCUGGAAUCUCAAGCGAGUUGCAGUAGUGCUGUUCAGCGGGUUCAGGUGUUCAGAGAGAAAUAUCUGAAGCAGCUGCAGAUCAUAAGGGAAAAGCCAUUUGCUUACGGCAAUUCCAAUGUGAGAAACCUUCUUGACCUUCGAGAGCAGCUCCUUAAUGAGCAGGAUUUUGACGAUUCAUACCUCCAUCAGAAGAUUGUCGAAAAUGCCGCAUCUAUAGAGCAGUUAUCAGCAUUACUCAAGAGCAUGGAUGAGAUCGUGGAUAGUUCUGAACGUCUUUUUCGAGUUUCAAAAGGACUGCUAGCCGGUAACGUUUUCGAUUGGGGCGCAGAGAAAGUUGUGGAAAUGAUGGAGUCUGCGGAAGGUCUUCCAUUCGAUGUUGCGGUCGCUUCCAUCCCUGAAAGACCAUGGCUGAUUGACACGUACGACGAAUUUGCGAAGUCUCUGGACCAAAAGCCAUAUAACUGCGCUGCCAUAUUCGUGGACAACAGUGGCGCUGAUUUUCUCUUAGGCGUUAUUCCUUUCACAAGGGAACUCAUCAGACGUGGUACAAAGGUCAUAAUCAUCUCGAAUCUGUCGCCAGCACUCAACGACUUAACUUACGGUGAAAUGUUAGGAAUGGUGCCUCUGCUACGGAAGGCUGACCCGUUCUUGCGAGAUGCUAUCGAUAAGGAGCUGUUAAUGUUCGAGCAUAGUGGUCAGGGAUCACCUUGUUUAGAUUUAAGAAGGGUACAUUCAACCCUUAAUCGGCGCGUUCUAGAAGAACAAGUGGAUCUUAUUGUGAUCGAAGGAAUGGGUCGUGCCCUGCAUACCAACCUAUACGCUCAUUUUUUGUGUGACUCGUUGAAGGCAGCUGUCAUCAAAACUCAGUGGUUGGCCGAUCGGAUGGGCGGCGAAAUUUUCUCUGUUGUGUUCAAGUUUGAGAGAGGCAAAAGGAACGGUUCUAAUGCGCAAGCGAUUGUUCGCAGUGUUUCAGACUUCUAAUUUUCUGUUUUACUGCUCAAACUUUUCUGUGAUAUCUAACAUGUGAUCUACUUUAUUCAAAUGACGACUACACUGUUGUUGCUGUUAUUUGGUCUAGUCGACUUACAACUACCGUUGUACAAACUACUUACUCUCGAGAAUUCUUUCAAUGUACAUAAGAUUACCCAUCUCUCACUUGUUCGUUCUCUAUUGUUCAAUCGUGAUAGUGAUAACUAGAUUGUGAUACUUAGAUUUUGCUUA